AACAACAACUUCACUCCUAUCAAACUGAACAUAAAUAACUCCAUAACAUUAUACUUACAUCUUGAAUAUUUGACAGACAAGGAUAUAGUCUGACUAAGCUGAUACUGGGUUGUACAUUACAUGUGACCUUAUUGUGCUAUUGAAACCAUAGUACAGAUAUUGAAGCAUCCAUCUUCUUGAUUAUAAUUGUCAAUAGGCAAAACACAAGUUCUUGGACAAAUGAAAGAGCCAAAAAAGGGGAUUGACAUGUUCUUAAAUGGUGAUGCAUGAAAAAGAAGGAAGGUCACAUACUUUAAAAGUGUGGGGCAUAAAAAUGGAAGGGUGAUGGAGAUAAAGACGUUUUUUGCCUUUCACUCCUUUGAGCUUGCUUACCUAGCAGUGUUAGCAGUCCUGCCUUUUAUUGCUGCAAUUAGGAUUGUGGCAACUACAUUGAUAGGGGCUGGACUAUUCCUAGGCUUUAUUACGCUGCUAAGAAAGCUGACUUACAAAACCAUUGACAUAGAUGGACAGGCUGUGGUGAUAUCUGGCUGUGAUACAGGUUUCGGCCAUGCUCUGGCCAAGCGCCUGGAGGGUCUAGGAUUCACAGUGAUUGCUGGUUGCCUAGAUGACAAGAGUGAAGGUGCAGAGGUUCUGAAAUCAUGGAGUAACACUGGAAGGAUUCAUGUUGUGCUGUUAGACGUCUGCAGUGACACAUCGGUCCAAAAUCUUGUGGAAUAUGCAAAGAAAAAUAGUCCCAAAGGAGUGUGGGCCCUGGUGAACAAUGCGGCCGUGAACUUCCUGGGAGAGCUGGAGCUGUGCACCAUGCAGCAGUUCAAGGACAUCGCGGAGGUCAAUCAGUUUGGGGUCAUCAGGAUGACCAAGGCAUUUCUUCCCCUGCUGAGGAAAUCUAAAGGCCGAGUUGUGAAUGUAACUAGUGCAAAAGGCCGUAUCAGCCUGCCAAGGAACUCUGUGUACGGAGCCACCAAAUAUGCCAUUGAGGCCUUCUCAGACGUCCUGCGUCUGGAGAUGAGGAAGUUUGGAGUAAAAGUCAGCAUCAUCGAACCUGGCGACUUCGGGGGUACCACGGGCAUGUUAAGCACUAAAUCGCUAGCAUGGUUGAAAGAUCAGCUGGAUCUAAUGUGGAAGAGCGCGGAGGAGGAAGUGAGGGGGGCAUACGGCAAGGAGUACUGUGAUGCCAUCUACACCGGUACUCUGGGUGCUGCCAAGGAUGCAGCCAAGUCCAUAAUGCCUGUGAUAGACGCCAUGGAGGAUGCCAUAGUCAGCACAGGACCCCGGCUACGCUACCUGGUCGAUGGCAGCAGUAAACUCAUCGAUAUGAAUCACUGGUUGAUUCGUAUUGGCUGGUUCAUACCAGAGAGCUGGAUAGAUGCUAUAGUAGACUUCAAGGACAACAGAGGUCUACCAAAGGUUGCUGCUGCCCAUUAGAGCAGGACCUUAAUUUAAUUGUCAGCAAUCAAAAUUUAAGCCUGUUUCAGCGAUACUUUAUGUAUUAUGUUAUGUAAUGUAUUAAAAUCAAGACAUUGCCUCUGCCUUUUUCAGUGUUCUACUACUAUCAAUUGAUUGGCGUAUUUAAGACAGACAUUAUAGUUUUGAAGAAGUCAGUUACCCCUAGUCAUAGUCCAAAGUUGACAAUAUUUAACCGAGUAGUUCACUUAAACUAAGUUUAUACAGAGUUAUAAUGUACAGUUGAACCCCUCUAAACUGCAAGCUCUCUGGACCAUGGACAUUUUUUAAAUGGGAUUCUGGUUUAAAUGGGGAAAGAUAAGUGAUAUGCAGAAGGUUAAAUAUAUACUGGAAACCGGACUAUAUGUCUUGAUGUUCAUUUUUUUUGUAACUCUGACAUUGACAAACAAUUGCUCCUUUUUAUGAAUGUUUUUGUACAGUAUCAAUUGGGAUGAUGAUAUACCUAUUGAUGCAUUAUAAAUGUAAACUAUUUUUUAAAUAAUAUUAAUUUAUUUUCAGUCAGUUAUACAACAACUUUUAUGAGAAGCAUUCCACGAACUCAUAUUCAUAUACAACAUAUUCCAUAGUCUGUAGACCAACAAGUUUUAUACUUGUAUAUCGUUACAUUUACAUGGUGAAACUGUUACAAAUGUUUUGAAGUAUACAAUUGUUAUAUGUAUAAUUGCAUAAGUGAGUGAGUAAUAAAAAGCAUUUUAAUUUUA
Messenger RNA from Dreissena polymorpha, 2165 nucleotides. RefSeq names its product D-beta-hydroxybutyrate dehydrogenase, mitochondrial-like. Lineage: Eukaryota; Metazoa; Mollusca; Bivalvia; Myida; Dreissenidae. The record is from RefSeq and is a predicted model, not a curated record. Gene Ontology annotation, molecular function: oxidoreductase activity. The transcript is spliced from 8 exons. Bases 325 to 1425 code for a protein of 366 amino acids.